CUGGUCUCGUCAGGCACGACCAUACCAGACAUGUGCAGGACGACGUUGACACCGUCCUUGUGUCUCGAUGCCUUGUCGUCGGCGUCGUCGCUGCUUGCAUCGAUGCCCAUCCCGCCCGAGAUGCUAUCGAUGCAGCGAGACGCUUUGGACGCUGUCCGAGCCAUGAACGUCAGUCUUGUUCAGUUUGCUGCCACACCCAACUCGAGUCAUAUUGCGCUCGAUCAUGUACCGUUGCUCGACUGGCUAUUCUUUGGCCAUCACAUCUUGUUCAAGUGGGCCGCCGGACUCCGCGAAGUGCUCUCGAUCGAGGGCGACGUCGGCUCUGUCACUGUCAUCUCCAACGCAUACGCGGGUCAGCCGUACAUCACGAGCAACGCUUCGUUCGAGACGGCGACAACUGCGAUUCUCUACCUAGUGCAAGUCACAACAGGCCUCCUUCUCUUUGUGGGCUUGCUCACGAUACUGUACGUACUCUUCUUUGCCCGCGGUCAUGUCCAUGGCCUCAACCUCUUUCGGUUCAACCGGUUGGUUGGCGCCGUCUGGAUCGGCCGACCACUGGUCGUUCUCCGCGGUAUCAGCGCGCUUUUGCUCCUUAGCUCGGCCCAAGUGAGCUUGGAAGCGACGCUCUUGGGCACCACCUUGGCGCCCAAUCCCCGCUCCAUCGGCCACGCGAUGCUCGUCGCUGGCGAAGCCACGUGGGUAACCUACGUCGUCAACGAAGUGCUCAUCGUGCUACUGCCGAGAGAGGUGACUGCUCACUACAGUCCGUGGAGCGCGUGUGUCGUCUGGCUGAGUCUGCUUGUUUUGGAUAUGACAGCGCCUGUGCCGCUCACCAUUACGCUCGACCGACAGUGUGUCGGUAAUGAUAUGGACUAUGGCCUUCUCUGCGCGAGCGGUGUCAUCUCUGUGGGCAGCUACGACCGACUGCUGACGCUACUGGGCAUCCACGUCGGUGUCGUCGUCAUCACGGUCGUAGCGAGUCUAAUGUGGUGUCGGCGACGGCCAGUGGAUUCGGGCGCGGAGCCGAGUUUGCACUUUUCAAGUGCAACGGCUUUGUUUGCCAUGCCGAUGGCUUUGAACCCAAGCGGCGCCACGUUCGAUCUUGUGACGUGCGUCCUCUGCGGUCUGGUGCCCGUGUGGUUCAAAUCCGAGUCGUACGUCUUCAACUUAACGCUUUGGCACUUUGUGGCCGAUAAUACUAUGACCCAGAGAGCGCGCCGUCGCAAGGACUUUAGCCCGACAACCAUCAGUGCCCACAUCAUUAAUGUUGCGACGACAGAUAAGGUCACGGGUCCUUCCGUACAGGCAACGGCGGUGGCUGUUGCGAGAUGCCGCCUGACAUCGAAGCACUGGGGUCGCAUCAAAGCUUGCUUCGCUUUUUGCCACGCGGUUUUUGCAACUGUCAGCAGCGUCUUGUACUUUGAAGUCUCCCAAGUCGACCUCGCCAACGACUAUUACUGGGCCAACUUUAACGUCACGGGCGCCCACGCAUUCUUCGCCAACUGGCUCAACGAACAGCUCGUUCUUGGUCUCUCCACGGCGGCUCUCGCGCUCGACGCACCCAGCAUCACGCUACCGGGAGCCUUUGCGGCCCCCAGCGCCGCGGUGAGUGCCCCCAACAACUUUGGUGCUAUGCUCCAGCACACCCAGCUGACGACUCUUGAGAUUUCGAUUGCCGGCCUCCGGGCCUCGGACGCCUGUAUGGCCCCCUGGAUCUUCUCGCCCUACUGC
Saprolegnia diclina VS20 is the source of this 1731-nucleotide messenger RNA. RefSeq lists its product as hypothetical. The annotation marks the transcript as partial. The record is from RefSeq and is a predicted model, not a curated record. The transcript has a single exon. NCBI's taxonomy places the organism in Eukaryota, Oomycota, Saprolegniomycetes, Saprolegniales, Saprolegniaceae.